AUGGAGUUUGAACUCGACACCGCGCCGGAUGCGCCUCUGCUGGAUUCCGAUGAGCGACCUGAGGAGGAUGCCGCGAGCGACAGCGACAGCCUCUAUUCUCACCCAGACCGUGGGUCCAGCAUCCGCCGAUGGGGAGUAAGGACGCCUCGCCGCAUCGUCAUUCUGGUCGCCGUCAUCAAGUUCUUGAUCGUCCUGAGCGGAAUGCUUCUUCUUGUCCCAUACGCUCGCCUUCUCGAGGAUGCAUUCUGCCAUGCUUAUUACAAGGACACGUCUUCGGAGAUCAUUGAGGAGAUGAAGUGUAAAGUAGAUGAGAUCCAAUCUCGGAUGGGCUUCUUCUUUGGCUGGAGUGGCCUCGUCUCAUCAGUGCUGGGUCUCAUAAUUGCCUUUCCUUUUGGAAUGAUGGCCGAUAAAAUUGGUCGCAAGCCUACCGUCAUCUUCGCCUACUCUGGCGUUGCUCUCACAUUUGGCAUUGGCCCUUUUGCUCUCAAGAUCUUUCAGCAGCAAAUCCGUGACAACCCCUACGUGUUGCUCACAGGAUCUCUGUUUCAGCUACUCGGAGGUGGUGUCCCGGUGCUACUGUCCACGUUUUAUGCAAUUGCAACCGAUGUCAGCUCUGAAGAGGACAAAGCCACUCACUUUCUGUAUCUUACAUUUGGUAGCACUGCAGGUGGAAUUCUUGGGCCUGUGGUCGCUGGCCUCCUCAUGCAGCGCUUUGGCCCAUGGGUUCCCAUCUACCUGGUUUUGACCACAUUCCCAGUCAUCUUUGCUAUCCUCUUCCUCCUUCCCGAAACCCUGACCGUUAAGAUCAAGAACCAGCAGGAUGAGCUUAGCGAGCCCGUGAAAUCAGUGAGAGACCACAUGGAGCAAGGCGUGAAGGAGUUGCUUCAAUCCCUCGACAUUCUCAAGAACAAAAGCGUCUCACUGAUCCUCGUGACCUUCUUUGUCCAGAAUGCCCGGUUCAGCGCACUUUCGACCAUUUUGUCCCAGUACGUCAGCAAGCAUUUUGGAUGGAGGCUGGCCGAAGUGAGUAUCCUGUUGUCUCCUUUGGGAAUCCUCAACCUCCUCAUCCUAGCGGGGUUGCCUCAGGUCUCGAAGAUGCUGCUGUCGCCCCGAUUCCGUAUGACGCCCUUCAAGAAGGACCUGUUCCUAACACGCGUCUCGACAUGCAUACUGGUGUUUGGCGCCAUCGUUCAAGGCCUUAGCCACAACAUCGUCAUGUUCUUAUUUGGACUCUUCAUCAUAACAUUUGGCGCCGCCGACAGUCCGCUAGCACGAGCGACAGUCUCGCACUUUGUGCAGCCCGAGUUUACCUCCCGACUAUACGCCUUGAUUGGCAUGAUCGAAGUUGUGGGCUCCUUUAUUGGAGGCCCGGUUUUGGCCUGGUGCUUCGACAGAGGCUUGAAGCGGAAGGGAAUCUGGGUUGGGAUGCCGUGGUUCUAUGUUGGGUUCCUCUGCUUCCUGGCUUGGCUUGCUUUGUUGUUUGUCAAGCCACCACCAAAGAAGCACACCCGAGAAGAAACCGCCGGCAGUGACGACGACGACGCCGAUGAUUACAUGCCCGACGAUCCUCUGCGACUUGAUUAG
Ilyonectria robusta is the source of this 1584-nucleotide messenger RNA. Its product is annotated as major facilitator superfamily domain-containing protein. Bases 1 to 1584 code for a protein of 527 amino acids. Gene Ontology annotation, cellular component: membrane. NCBI's taxonomy places the organism in Eukaryota, Fungi, Ascomycota, Sordariomycetes, Hypocreales, Nectriaceae. The record is from RefSeq and is a predicted model, not a curated record. Gene Ontology annotation, biological process: transmembrane transport. Gene Ontology annotation, molecular function: transmembrane transporter activity. The transcript is spliced from 3 exons.